UAGAAAACUGUAAUAUUUUUUGGAUGAUUAUUGGAAACCCUUCAAAAUUAUCAGUUUUUAGUCCAAAAAAUAGAAGAAAUAUUAUAGUUAAAUAUUGUAAAAGAUCAAUCACAUUACAACCUAAACAAUUAAAUUAUCAUGUUGAAAUCCCCUUUCCAUUAUUGCAAGAUGAAUUCAUUUUUUUUAAUACAACUUCUAAAGGGUUUGAACUUAGAAGUACCGUUAAGUUAAUUAGAUGGAACCAUAACUCUAUUGAUAUUAAUUUUGAUCCUCAACUUAAUAAUGAAAGUAAUUCUUUAGCAAAUACUGAAAUAUCAAAUAAUAUAGACAUAAAUAUUUGUAUUAUAUCUUCAUAUUCUGUAAAUUUAAAGAUUGAUAAUAGAAAAGAGGAAUAUCCUUUAAAUCGAAUUGGGGAUGUUCUAAUUGCUCCUGUAGUAUCAUCAUUUCAAGAAUUACAUAUUCAAAAUCAAGAUGAAACUCCUUCAGGAAAAGAUAAGUAUUCAAACAUGGUAACUAGAAAAAGAAAUAUGAGGCAUAUGAGAAAUAUACAAAAACUAUAUGUUCAAGAUCAAGAUGAAGCUCCUUUAAGACAAAGUAAAUAUUCAAGCAUGGUAACCGUAAGAAGAAAUAAGAGAAAUUUAAUACACGCCAUAACCCAUCCAACCUAUCCAAUUAUUGGUAAUUUUGUGGACCAACUUCGUAAUGGGAGUCCCUUUCUUUAGUGUAUAGUUAUAUAUGUUAUGUAUAUUGAGUGUAUAUUUAUUAAAAUAAGAACCUACAAAGAUCGAAAUUUUUAUUUAUUCUGUUUUAUUUAUUUUAUU
Molecule: messenger RNA, 821 nt
Organism: Rhizophagus irregularis DAOM 181602=DAOM 197198
Lineage: Eukaryota; Fungi; Glomeromycota; Glomeromycetes; Glomerales; Glomeraceae
Source: RefSeq, a predicted model, not a curated record